AUGGAUCGGAAAGAUGCUCACCCACCGCCCGGGGACGUUGAGAAGAACGGCGCCUUUUAUGUUGAAGAUGUUGCAAAGGCUGAAGCCACAUCACCGGCCACGUCGGGGCAUUCAGGCCCACUCGAUCCCGACGAUGAACCCAAGAUGACCGUUCGUCGCUUCAUGCCUUUGGUCGCCAUGGCAUUUCUCUGGACUGGCUCCCAAAUCCCGCUUUACCUCUACGGCGCCAUUCCGCCUUACAUCUACGGUGACAUUGGCGGUGUCGACAGAUGGAUCUGGUUUGUGCUGGGAAACCUGCUGGCAUUGGCUGCUAUUUGCCCUUUCGUUGGAUCCCUUUCGGAUUUGUUUGGGAGACGAUACACUGCCAUGAUGGGAGCCGUCUUCCUCAUAAUCGGAAACAUCGUCACUUCGACAUCCCAUACAAUGAACAUCUUCAUUGCUGGCAUGGCGUUGGCUGGCAUCGGCGCUGGUAUCCUGGAACUGACUGCUCUUGCCGUGACCUCCGAAAUCGCCCCAACCAGGAAAAGAGGAAAAUACAACGCUUGGAUGAUCCUUACCAUCUUGCCUUUCUGUCCGUCCGUGCUCUGGGCCCAGUUGGUCGCUCACUACGGUAGCUGGCGCUACAUCGGCCUCUGGUGCGCCAUCUGGGCAUUCAUCGGAUUAGCCCUGACUUUCAUCUUCUACCAUCCUCCUCCACGUUCGAACACAACCGGCUUGUCCAAGAGAGAGAUUCUGAAGCGCAUUGACUACGUUGGCGGAUUGCUGUCCAUUUCCGGGCUGUUGUUGUUCAUGGCUGGCCUACAGUGGGGAGGCUACAACUACCCAUGGACCUCGGCUCACACACUGGCGCCUCUACUCAUAGGCGCUGCUCUUGUCGCCGCCUUCCUUGUGUGGGAGUCGAAAUUUGCCGCUUACCCCAUGUUUCCGUCAAGCAUCAAGCGAGAGCCGAGAAUACUGUUGUUGACCCUGAUUAUCACAUUCAUCUCCGGGGCCAAUUUUUUCAGCGUCCUCCUGUUCUGGCCGACGCAGUCAUACAAUAGCUACGGCCAUGAACCAAUCGCUGUUGGGAUCCGCAAUAUCACCCUCGGAUUUUCAAUCUUGGCCGGUGCCUGUGUAGUUCUGGCCUUGCUUACCUACACGCGCGGCCAUAUCCGCCUCCUCAUGCUCGGGUCCUGCAUUUUCAUGACGGCCGGAGGCGGUGGAAUGGCUGCCCUACGCACCGACAACAUCUGGCUCGUCUACGUCGUACUCACCAUCGCCGGCUUUGGAAUCGGGGGAAUCGUCGUUCCAGCGAGUAUCAUCACCAAUAUCAUCUGCCCAGAUGAGGUGAUCGCAACGGUGACGGCUCUGACGCUGGCCGUCCGUGUGCUCGGCGGUGCCAUCGGCUACUGCAUAUAUUACAACGUCUUUGCUCAAAAAUUUGCGCACGCUGCAUCAGAGCUCAUCCUCGUCCCUACAGCGGCUGUAACCCUCCAAACGAAGGACCCUGAGAUUUUAACCAAGGUUGUCGACAUCACAGUUGCCGGAUUGCUGGACAUGUUCUACGAGUUCCCCAACAUUACGGAGACGCAGGUGCAAACGCUGAUCCACGCCGGGCAAGAGACGUACGCCUACGCGUACCCGUACGUGUACUAUGUUUCCAUCGCAUUCGGUGCCGUCUCAAUUAUUUGCAGCCUUUUCCUUGGCAACAUCAAAAAAUAUAUGACGGACAACGUUGCUGUCAGCAUGUAG
Diplodia corticola is the source of this 1731-nucleotide messenger RNA. RefSeq names its product mfs drug efflux. Lineage: Eukaryota; Fungi; Ascomycota; Dothideomycetes; Botryosphaeriales; Botryosphaeriaceae. The coding region runs from base 1 to 1731 and encodes 576 amino acids. The transcript is spliced from 5 exons. Gene Ontology annotation, molecular function: transmembrane transporter activity. Gene Ontology annotation, biological process: transmembrane transport. The record is from RefSeq and is a predicted model, not a curated record.